GAUGACGUCAGUGCGCCAUCGCGUUUGAAACGUGUUUUUCUUUCCGCACAGGAGUUUGUGCAUUUCAUUCGUCCGAUUCAUUUUUACUCCCAUAAAUCAUGAGUAGAUCACUUUAGAGCAGCUCGCAUGGGAUUGUGAUCACGUGUUUACUUUCUCUCUCUGCCUGCAGUCUGUUUAUCCGUCCGCCAUGGAGGCUCUGACCGAGGCUCUGUCCGGCAGUUUCUCGGUGUCCAGGGAAAUAAACAGCACAUCUGCUCCUCAUCCCCGCCUGGCGCAAUACAAGAGCAAAUACAGCGUGCUGGAGCAGGGAGAACGGCGCAGGAGGUUCCUGGAGCUGCAGAAAGAGAAGAGGCUGAACUACGUGAAUCACGCUCGUCGUCUGGCGGAUGGAGACUGGAGCACAGCCGACAGUGAGGAUGAGGAGGAGGCAGAGAAGAAGAGUCUGCAGACGGAGAACGGCGCAGAUGAAGAGGGCAUGGAGGUCGAGCCGAGGAAAAAACUGCCCAAACAUUACGCCAACCAGCUGAUGUUGUCAGAGUGGUUGGUGGAUGUUCCUGCAGAUCUGAGCUCUGAUUGGCUGAUGGUGGUUUGUCCAGUUGGGAAACGGUCACUUGUUGUCGCAUCCAAGGGAUCUACAACAUCUUACACCAAAAGCGGCUACUGUGUGAAUCGCUUCCCUUCUCUGAUCCCCGGCGGGAACAGACACAACUCUGCUCUGGGCAAAGAUUACACCAUCCUGGACUGCAUCUACAGCGACGUGGACAGAACAUAUUACAUCCUGGACGUCAUGUGCUGGAGGGGACAUCCUGUGUACGACUGCUCCACGGAGUUCCGCUUCUACUGGCUUCAGUCUAAAGUGGACGAGGUUGAAAGUCUUUCUGAAAUUUCCAAGAUUAAUCCUUUCAGAUUUGUGGCCUUGAGUAGCAUCAGCUGUUCCACAGAGUCCAUCCAGAUGGCUCUCGCACAUGAAUAUAGCUAUAAAGAGACGCACUACACCCCGGGCAGCACGCCAUUGGUCGGAUGGCUCAGACCUUACAUGGUGGCCGAUAUAUUAGGGAUGGAUGUGCCAGAGUGUCCUCUCACUAGCAAACCCGAUUAUGCCAGCCAUCAGCUUCAGCAGAUCCUGGAGCACAAGAAAACAUCCACAGAAGUUCGGCCGGCAGAUCAAAAUGGCCGAUAUGAACUCGAACACCUCUCCACUCCUGAGACACCAACGCAGAACUCACACCCCGCUCAGAAAGAAAACAUGGAGACUUGAAAGUACUGCAUGAACGUUUUUAGAAAGCACUUUUCUCAAGCCCGAGCUGUUGAGAUGAGUUUUUAAUUGCUCUAUUUGCAAUUCAGUUCUAUGGUUUCUGUGCCCAUAAUGGCUGAAAUGAAACCCAUUCUGCAAUUUUAUAAAUAGCUUUUUAAUUAGAUAUUCUCAUUGGACGAUCAGGUCAUUACAACAACCAUUUGAAUUGUUUGUUUUAAUUUGUGUUGUCAACUUCAAUAAAGUUUUAUUGUCUGUUUUGUUUA
This is a messenger RNA of Danio rerio (zebrafish), 1518 nucleotides long. Lineage: Eukaryota; Metazoa; Chordata; Actinopteri; Cypriniformes; Danionidae. The record is from RefSeq and is a predicted model, not a curated record.